Messenger RNA from Ornithodoros turicata, 1531 nucleotides. RefSeq lists its product as uncharacterized. Gene Ontology annotation, molecular function: transmembrane receptor protein serine/threonine kinase activity. Bases 87 to 809 code for a protein of 240 amino acids. The transcript is spliced from 4 exons. Gene Ontology annotation, cellular component: membrane. Lineage: Eukaryota; Metazoa; Arthropoda; Arachnida; Ixodida; Argasidae. The record is from RefSeq and is a predicted model, not a curated record.
UGUUGGAGUUAGGUGGCCGACCGCGCGUGUUUUUCCUCGUCGACCAAGGAAUCGGUUCUCUCUCAAUGGUCUAAAAAGAGCCGAAAAUGCUGUGUUUGUUCGAUGGCGGCGCAUGGUCUCGGCUGCUACUGUCGGCGUCCUUGCUCUGCUGGGUUGUAGUGAGAGGGAAAUUUAUGUCUUGCGUCUGCUCAACUGACCACUGCAGGCUACAGCGUACCAACCGGUGUAAUACCACGUCCAUGUGCUACACCCAGUUUUUACAAAAGUCUGACGGGUCGGAUCCAAUCACGCGCGGUUGCAUCGACACCAAGACACCGCUGCUGUGUGAAAACCGUCGUCCAGCAGUGGUAUCUGCCAGGUGGCCCCUGCUGGUGUGUUGCAGUACUAACAUGUGCAACCAAGAGGCCCGUCUCACUCUUCCCAGUCGGAAGAAGGGAUUACCUCGGCAACCGGGCGACCCAGUGAAGUCGAGGGCAAGCAGCACCAAGCCUUCCCUUGAGCAGAGCGAACGGCGUGUGGAAUUCCCGCCGUUGAACACGACGCAUGCCCAGCGGAAUUCACCGACACACGGGGAAUUCGACACCGUGUACACCACUGUGGCAGUUAUGGGGGUGUGCGGUCUCGCGCUCAUUGUAAUAGUGACUUUGACUAUUGCCCACCGAAGGAUAAGGCUGUUCCAUUUGUGUUGCGGCCUCCAGAGAAAUAGUUACAUGAAGGGACACCGACAGAGCAUAUCCGACGAGAAGGAGCUCUCUCUACCUCUGCCAAGUGUUAGCGUGUGUGAGUACAAAGUGGCCGCGGGACAAUAGACGCAUUGUACAGUAUCCGUGUAUUCACACCAGCGACAUCCUCAGGGAAUAUUCUAGUGGACGAAAAAGCAAAAACACUGCUUACUGAGACGAAGUUCCGUCCCGUGUUACGUGAGCAUUCACACGGUGUAGAAUAUCGGGCGUGGCUUACUGCGCAUCUAGCAGACGACACUCAGCAGACGACACCGUCAGCGCGUUUUCCUGUCGUCUGCUACGGGACAUCUUGUGGCUGUGUAGUAGGAUAUUCCCCACGGUUAGCAGUGCACGUGAAGACGCGACAUUGAGCGCUCGUGACAGCAGAAAGCUAUGACGCUUUUCGCAUCUUCUGCUUCUGGGGUAAUAUCGCUCGUGUGAAUACACGGUAUGAGGAAGACGGCAAAGCGCUGGACAUAGACGAUCUCAAAAAGUGCCUCCAAACUGAGAGCGGAUCAAGUGUUGCAGACGUUUGUGAGUGACAGUGUGUGCUGUGCGACACAGUGCGACCGUGAACAGUGUAUUCGUUCUACAGAGAAAAUCAUCAGACUAACGUCCCUGUAGAUUGACUGGGCGACCAUUCAGCACUAUUUUCUUCCGCGGAAGGACAGUACUUUAAACGGGUGAAUGUUACGCAAUACUGCCGGAGUGUACGUAUUAUUUAUUUAUAGUAUACCUAACUACUUGAGCAGAACAGAUGUACAACUGUAUUUAAACAAUCGCUGCCCAGUUAUAUAUGUUAUGUGCGG